UCGUGCUGGCUGGUGGCUGGGGUGGCGGUGGCGAUGGGGGGAGGCUGGCGUUGCCGGACUUGUCGCUGAUCUUGUCACCUUUUGUGUACUGUGCCUGGGGUGCGCUGAGGCUCUGGCUUCCUUUUAUUUUAUUUUUUAUAUUUUCCUUUCACUCUUCUCAGGAGAGGGGGCCGCGAGGGGGACCGAGUCCUUUUUUUGUUGUUGUUCUUCUAGAUUUCUUGCGGUCUCCCCAGCCUCUUCCUUCCCUUCUCCCGGGGUUGAAACUCCAGGGCCUGUCCCCGGUCCCUUCCCUUUGUCUUGUUUAUUCUAGCUGCCUUUCUUCCCGGCUUUUCCUAUUUGCCUGGUGUUUGCAUACCUUUCACUUCUCCUUUUUAACCCCGGGCCGAGGGCCGGCCGUGGGGAGGAGGGGAGGGGGGGUGCGCCCGGUGACUUUCCUCUCCCUGCGCGUUCAGAGCUGGGAGCUUGCACCCGGCUCUUCAGCCGGGGAGGGACGAGUGGAGGGACCGUCCCGAGGAGCGAGCGCCGCCGUGCCCCUCCACCCAGUCUGCGCGCCUCGCUGGCAAGCACCGAGUAGGGCGAGUUGGCCCAGGAGCCUCAGGAGUCGCCCGUAGGGCCAUCGGGACGCGGCGCUGCGGAGGGCCGGCCCCGGGUCGGGGUGUGCUUGGGCCGCCCAUAGGCGAGAAGAAGCCCCCAGCCAUUACCAGCACGCCCGGGUGGUGGGCAGCUGCGCUCCGGCCUCGGCUGGGUAGUGCGACUGUGUUGCCCCAGUUCCUAGGACUGGGGAGGGAGGAGAGGAGCCCAGCGGAGUGGAGAGGGUCCCGGGAUUCUUGAGCUGUGCCCAGCUGACGAGCUUUUGAAGAUGGCACAAUAACUGUCCAGUGAUGCCUGACCAUGACAGCACAGCCCUCUUAAGCCGGCAAACCAAGAGGAGAAGGGUUGACAUUGGAGUGAAAAGGACAGUAGGGACAGCAUCUGCAUUUUUUGCUAAGGCAAGGGCAACAUUUUUCAGUGCCAUGAAUCCCCAAGGCUCAGAGCAGGAUGUUGAAUAUUCUGUGGUGCAACACGCAGAUGGGGAAAAGUCGAACGUACUCCGCAAGCUGCUGAAGAGGGCGAACUCGUAUGAAGAUGCCAUGAUGCCUUUUCCAGGAGCAACUAUAAUUUCCCAGCUGUUGAAAAAUAACAUGAACAAAAACGGUGGCACCGAGCCCAGUUUCCAAGCCAGCGGCCUCUCCAGCACAGGCUCGGAAGUACAUCAGGAGGAUAUAUGCAGCAACUCUUCAAGAGACAGCCCCCCAGAGUGUCUUUCCCCUUUUGGCAGGCCUACUAUGAGCCAGUUUGAUGUGGAUCGCUUAUGCGAUGAGCACCUGAGAGCAAAGCGCGCCCGGGUUGAGAAUAUCAUCCGGGGUAUGAGCCAUUCCCCCAGUGUGGCAUUAAGGGGCAAUGAGAAUGAAAGAGAGAUGGCCCCGCAGUCUGUUAGUCCCCGAGAAAGUUACAGAGAAAACAAACGCAAGCAGAAGCUGCCCCAGCAGCAGCAACAGAGUUUCCAGCAGCUGGUUUCAGCCCGAAAAGAACAGAAGCGAGAGGAGCGCCGACAGCUGAAACAGCAGCUGGAAGACAUGCAGAAGCAGCUGCGCCAGCUGCAGGAGAAGUUCUACCAGGUCUAUGACAGCACGGACUCUGAAAAUGAUGAAGAUGGCGACCUGUCUGAAGACAGCAUGCGAUCGGAGAUCCUGGAUGCACGGGCCCAGGACUCGGUGGGGCGCUCCGACAGUGAGAUGUGUGAGCUGGACCCGGGGCAGUUCAUCGACAGGGCUCGAGCCCUGAUCAGGGAGCAGGAGAUGGCCGAGAACAAGCCGAAGCGAGAAGGCAGCAACAAAGAGAGAGACCACGGGCCAAACUCCUUGCAGCCAGAAGGCAAGCAUCUGGCAGAGACCUUAAAACAGGAGCUGAACACGGCCAUGUCACAGGUCGUGGACACGGUGGUCAAAGUCUUCUCAGCCAAACCCUCUCGCCAGGUUCCUCAGGUCUUCCCACCUCUCCAGAUCCCCCAGGCCAGAUUCGCAGUCAAUGGGGAAAACCACAAUUUUCAUACGGCCAACCAGCGCCUGCAGUGCUUUGGUGACGUCAUCAUUCCGAACCCCCUGGACACCUUUGGCAAUGUGCAGAUGCCCAGUUCCACAGACCAGACGGAAGCCCUUCCCCUGGUGGUCCGCAAAAACUCAUCCGAGCAAUCUGCCUCUGGCCCAGCCGCUGGUGGCCACCACCAGACCCUCCACCAGUCGCCUCUUUCCGCCACCGCUGGCUUCACCACCCCGAGCUUCCGCCAUCCCUUUCCCCUGCCCUUGAUGGCCUACCCAUUUCAGAGUCCACUAGGUGCUCCCUCCGGCUCCUUCUCGGGAAAAGAUAGAGCCUCUCCUGAGUCCUUAGACUUGACGAGGGACACAACGAGUCUGAGGACCAAGAUGUCAUCCCAUCAUCUGAGCCACCACCCCUGUUCACCAGCACACCCACCCAGCACCGCAGAAGGACUCUCUUUGUCACUCAUAAAGUCUGAGUGUGGAGAUCUUCAAGAUAUGUCCGACAUCUCACCUUACUCGGGAAGCGCAAUAUCCUUUUAUCUUUCCCCUCAAGAACAAACAUAAACAAAGCCCGCCCCCCAGCCCACAAAGCUUAGACGCUCACACUAUCUAUAUAGGAUGACCUAUGUCAAUAUGGUUUUUGGCGUGUUCUGUGGGGUUUAGUUUUGUUUGGGCCUGGGGACUUUGAGACGGUUUCACUCUGUAGCCCAGACUGGCCUGGCUCCCCCGAGGUGCUCAGAGGACAGGCAUGCACCACAGUGCACAGCCAGUACCUGCUUAAGAAGGUAGUCUUUCCUAUUACUUAGUAUUAGUCCUGUAGGAGCCCUGCACUGGGUGUUUCUGAUUGCAGAGAAACUUAAAAACUAACUCCAGCAUCUCUGCAACUUGGACAAGUACGUAACUGCCUCUGGGAACUUCUGUAAGACAAAUUCCCAACAGCGCUUUUUCCUGCCUCUCUUCCUAUGUGACUUUCUCGUUUCCUUUCUUGAGAGCAGAUGGAGUGGGGGGAACGAUACCUUGUAAAUACUGAAUUUUAUAAUGAUGGUAAGUUUUAGGACAGAAAUAAGGAGAAAAGCCAGUUUUCAGACCUGUGAUUCCACCAAGAAUUCUCACUGCCAACUGCCUUUGAGGCCACUGUGGCUUCAGAGGUCUGACUAGAUCUCACGAAGACAAGGACGCUGUGGGCUAACCCUGGGUGUAGGGAGGGUUUGCAUUCUGUCUUUAAUCUUAAGUGAGACUUUUUUUUUUUUAAAGGAAAUGGGCAGGUACUGAUUUAUUCAGACGGCGUCAGCCUCUCUGUAUCACCAAGGUCUGUUUUGUGGGUCUGGGGCAGCUGCCUGUACGCAUGAGUGACCUCUGCUCAGCCAAACACAGAAAUCUUUUGUCCUAACAUACACAAAGCAAAUUAUUUUGGAAAACGAGAGAACACAGUUAAAUCCAAAACUCAGCUGUAUAAAAAUGGCCUCUUUAAUGACUCUUUUCCAUCCUGAACCUGAUUCUUAGGUAGAGAUGUCAAUUAUAUUUUUAGCAGAUCUGUCCUGUACUCCAGUGAUUUUUAAUUCAUAACUUUUUUUCCUUCUACAAGUCAGUCCUUUCAAUGUAUAUAUAUAUUGAAAUAUAUAUAUAGUGGUUGUUUGUCUUUUGUGUGUAGAGGGAAUAGUAGCAUUUGGGGGCAGGUGGAGACAUGCCUCUUGUAUAAUAAAUUACCAGAUGGAUAUAAAAUUUAGCAGUUAAGUUGGCUGUUACUAAACUGAGGAUUUUGAGCAAUAGUCUUGCUGACAGAGAUUGAGAUUUUAGUAGCAGAGCCCACCCCAUAGGCCGCACAGAGAUCCAAGUCCCCAGGAUGACAGAAAGAUGCUCUCAUUCCUCCAGGGCAGCCAGGGUGGAUUGGUAAAGUGAGCUAAAGCCACAAGUAUGAGACCUCUUGGGCCACUAAGCCCAGAAUCACUUCCCAGCCCUAAAAAGACAAGAACAUCUCAGGCAAAGAAAGACACUGAGGUCUUAGAUCUGAGUCUGAGCUUGUUUGCUGGUUCAACCUCCGUUUUUCAAAACCUAAAAUUCAGUGCACCGAAAGUUAAGCCUGUCGGUUGGCUUCUGUAUCACCAGCUGGCAAUGCAUCUUGCUCAAAGCCACUCAGAGCUGCUGGGCAGCAGGAAGGGAAAGGAAGGAGGUAGGAUGGCUUGAGCAGUCGUCAACCUAGCCAAGAACACCAUCACGUUAGGCUGAUUUAUGUCUAAGGCUAGACUCCUUGCACCUCAGAGAACUACAAUUUAAAACAAAUAGGAAAGUAGCAGUGGUUGUUGCCCCCCCCCCCACACACACAGUAACGUGCUCCUCUUAGUGACCAGUUAAGCUAAGUUUCAGAAUCCUGAAAGUACACAGAAACGUCUCGCUGAUAACACCAGCUUUCUAAGUUUGGACUUGGUAUCCUGAUCAGACAAUUGUAAUCAUGCCCCUUUUUCUUUCCCUUGGUCUUCUAGGGAGAGAAAAGUCUUUGGUUUGCUUUAAGUAUUUGCUAAGCUCACUGUGCUGUCCUCUCUAAAUCCCCUGAGGAAUUUUGAGGAUUUGAAGGGGAAGAGUCCCUUCUCCAGGGUGACUUUUCCUGUGUCCUGCUAUAUACAGCCUUUUCUGAACAGUGAUGGCAGGAGAUACCCAUGUGGGCCUGAAGUACAGGGUUUUAUGUCUGGGGUUGCUUCCUUCCUUCAGGCUCCAUGGCCUUGGGCCUCUUGUAAUUAGCCAUUUUGUUUCUUACAUUUUGGCCUCCUAACCUCUGGAUUUCUGCUCUCCUCUACUCCAUGUCCCUGUGACUGGCCAGCUUGUUACUAGCUCAGGUUUUAGGAAAAGGACAGGCAAACCACUCAGCACUUGAUCCCAUGGGUGUGGCUCGCCUGACACACACUCCUACUGCUCUACAGAACCAUUCUGUUCUGUUUUAGACAAAACAAACAAACAAACAAAUAAAGCUCAAGCUUUGAUUGAUAAAAUCUUGAGGAAUUGCAGCAAGUAAUGUUAUACUUCAGUUUUUAGACUACAAGGCCUUAGGGGGGAAAUAAAUAUUGAUGGAGUGAGUAGAAAUGUACUGGGAUGGUACAUGAGGACCACCAAACCAUUACUGUGCUUUUAAAGUUCUUUAAAUUGCCAUGAAUAACUUCUGUUUUCAGACCCUCAGCAUGCUAGGGAUUGAGCCCAGGAUCUUGUACAUGUUAGGUGAACAGCCUGCCCACUGAACAAUCACUCCAGGGCUGCAUAAUCUCUCCCUUCAAGAACACUUCUUUCUUACUCCAAAGGGCAUUCCUGUUUCUCAGUGAAGUAGCCAUGAUAAAGAACAGUAGUGAAUGCCGGCUUCUCAAGUGGCUCCAGUCUCUGGGGAACAUAUUUGUCAUAUAUGCCUUGUAGUCCCUCCAGAAGGAAGGAAGUGAGGGUCGUGUUUGUGCUAAAUGGAACCUCAGUGCACCUGGUCAAAAAGCUUGUGUCUUGGGCAUAAAACAGUGUGUUCAAUAUCUUUGCAAAUGAAUCCGUUUAAUCAAAUACUAAGUUUUAUUCAAAUUCCCAAAGAAUCACUAGCCAAUUGUCUUUCUUUGUGAUGUUCCUUGUCUCACAUCUUCUUUGCAUCUCAAGAAAAAUAGCCUUGUGUGCGCCUUUCACAUUUGCAUCCACCCAGCUCAAGCCCAAGGUUGUCAGAUGAACCAUUAAGAGAUGGGCAGCUGGAGGUCCUCAGCCUCUUCUCUGGGAUUGACAUUUGCGAAGGAGGCUCACGAAUAUUCAGGGUUGAGAAGGGAAGACUGUUUCAGGGCACGAAUUGAAGUCCAGCCAUGAAACACCGGUUUAAAAUGAUUGUUUUUGUCGUUGUUCUUUUUGGUUUGUUGAGAGAAAGUCUCACUAUGUAGUCUAGUCUGGCCUUGAGGUCACAACAAUCCUCCUGCCUCAGCAUCCCUCAUGCUGGGAAUAUAGGUGUGAAGUGUGAUCUUUGACAUUUUUAGAUGCCUUGGAGGGCCUUGGAAUUUAACACAUAGAUGAAAUCUUGAAUAGUUAUAGGCACCUAACCAUCUGGGGGGGGGGGAGUCAUUAAAACAGAUAAACAAACAAACAAACAAAAAGCCUCCACAGCUCUCUGCUGGUGUCAGACUCCUGGUAGAGCGACAGCCUGCUCCACUGCUGUCACUAAAUGAGAGUUUAGCUCUUUUCCUUCCAUCCUUUGAAUUUUCUUAGGAAAGCCUCAGAGCAAAUCAGAGAAGGAAAAUUCUUUCCGUUUCAAAGUGUUUAGAACAUGGGAUAACCCUUUUCCCCGUGUGGAAAUGCUGCUCGAAACUCAGAGUUCAACUAGGGGAAUUCUUUUUUCCUUCCUGUAGCCUUCAGGGCCUAUUCUUCCUGCAUUUGCCUUUCUGCUGCCUGAGCUGUUCCUGCUGCGGCUGCUGUUGAGGUAAGGUUAUAUUGUGCUUGGUAAACAAACCACAUUGAGACUCUCAGGUUGUUUGGGCUCUCAGGUCCAGCUGUACCCCUCUCCUCUCCUGAUCCUUUAUAUGCCAAGCAGAUGUCUUUCAUUAAUUUAUGGAUUUAUCAUCUUUUCUUUUUUCCUUUUCUUUCUUUUCUUUUUUUUCACACCUGGCAGCCGUCUCAGGUUUCUCCAGUUAUUGUCUAUUUUGCAUUACACAUAGAAUUGAAUGUCAUCUGUCUUCACAAAGCUGGGGCUCAGAGAACUGAGGCGAGCUGUGCGAGCUGCCGGGACAGCGCUUGUUUGCACCCCCUCCCCUCCCCCAGCCCUUCACCUCCUUAAUAUUUAUUUGUGCUCAUUUUCUUCCCUGGCCUUGAAUGGAGCUUAGCUCGUGUUCAGUACAGCUGUAUGUUUACUGAAUCUAUUCCAUCGUGAGUCAUUGUGCGUGUGUAAGUAUCCAGGAAACAGCUAGUGCUUUCUUGGAAGAGCAGUCGCUUUCAGCACAAGCACUUAAAAGGGAAAUUAACCAAUUGGUCAGUUCAGAUUGAUUUUGAGGAGGGGAAAAAAAAAGGAUUAUCUAACUGCUGGCUUUUAAAUGUUUCAUUAGCUAUUUUUAAUAGUUUAUUAGAAACAUAUAUUUUAUGAGAUUUUUAUCUUAAUUACACAAGGAUCCAGAGGGACAGAGACAGGUUCUGUGUCCUCUUUGGGCAGAUGGUGCCAGGUAUUACCAACCAGAAACAUCUUUAAGCAAAAACUUGAGCAAUCCAAAUCAGAAUAAUGAUUUUUUUUCAUUAAAUAAAAAGCUUCUAAAUUCUGAUUUAAAAAAAAAGAAUGGAUUUUUUUUAAAUACAAAAAGCUAAAAUAUCUUAACAAAAUUUAGACGCAUGGAAAGCCCCAGGGUAUUUGGGCAUCUUUGUGCCUCUCACACACACAACCCAACAGAUUGUCUUUUGUACGACACCAAAUCUACAAGAUUCGAGACUUAGAAUCACAGGCAGGGCCCUCUGAAAGAAAAGAUUAGAACCCAGAUCGAAGAUAUUCAUCCAAGUUUGGGCUCGCUUAAAACUCUUGUCAUGAGGCCGGGAGACAGCUUGCAACUAUGAUUUCACUUAUCCAUUUGGGCAGAUGGUCCUGAAGUGCCCGGCUCCUUUCGUCGUCUCCGUCAGUCUAAUGGAGGUUACUGGAGGGCCUUUCAGCUUUUCCUUGGCACAACAAGUAUGUCAGUCAUAAAUUAUCGUCUUUGUAAUCAUUAAGGACCUUAAACAAAAACACAAGUCCAGUUAAGCUGCUUUGGCUUGCACAUUGAAAAAUCAAAAUUUCUUUCUUCAGUGUUUAGUCUCAGUUAAACACACACACACACACACACACACACAAAGCCACAACAGUUAACUUUUCUAUUUAAAAACAACGGCGAUCUUCUUUUUUUCCUUUAGCAGCAUAGGCUGUACGGGAGGACGUCCUCAGAACACAUCCACGGCAGAGGGUUUGGUCAGGAGUAGUCAAGAGCUUAUCGAUAUUAAUUUGAUUAUGAAUCUUCAGAUCCUUCCUGGUUCCCCACUAUUCUUCCAGUUCACAGUGCCGUUCCUAAUGGAGGUCACUGGGAACCUGUUCUCUUUCCCGAAUGUCUAUGUUUAUCUGACCUUUCUUCCUAAGGUGUGAAAUUUUCCCAGGUAGCUAAC
Messenger RNA from Peromyscus maniculatus bairdii (prairie deer mouse), 8189 nucleotides. It is a transcript of the gene Prox1, whose product is annotated as prospero homeobox 1. Gene Ontology annotation, molecular function: DNA-binding transcription factor activity, RNA polymerase II-specific; RNA polymerase II cis-regulatory region sequence-specific DNA binding. Gene Ontology annotation, biological process: regulation of transcription by RNA polymerase II. The record is from RefSeq and is a predicted model, not a curated record. NCBI's taxonomy places the organism in Eukaryota, Metazoa, Chordata, Mammalia, Rodentia, Cricetidae. Gene Ontology annotation, cellular component: nucleus.